Lemur catta (Ring-tailed lemur) is the source of this 2204-nucleotide messenger RNA. RefSeq names its product TPD52 like 2 (gene TPD52L2). The record is from RefSeq and is a predicted model, not a curated record. Gene Ontology annotation, cellular component: cytoplasm. The transcript is spliced from 7 exons. Lineage: Eukaryota; Metazoa; Chordata; Mammalia; Primates; Lemuridae. Bases 126 to 746 code for a protein of 206 amino acids.
UCGACCGAGGAGGUUCCGCUGGCUCGUGAGUACGCGGCGAGCGACUCCGGGCGCGGCCUGUUUGUCUUCUACAGCUCCGGCAACCGCGGCCCAGACGCCAGCUGCGGCCCGGCCGCCGCCUGAACAUGGACUCCGCCGGCCAAGACAUCAACCUGAAUUCUCCUAACAAAGGUCUGCUGUCUGACUCCAUGACUGAUGUCCCUGUCGACACAGGUGUGGCUGCCCGGACUCCUUCUGUCGAGGGCCUAACGGAGGCUGAGGAGGAGGAGCUCAGGGCUGAGCUCACCAAGGUGGAAGAGGAAAUCGUCACUCUGCGCCAGGUGCUGGCAGCCAAGGAGAGGCACUGCGGAGAGCUCAAAAGGAGGCUGGGCCUCUCCGCGCUGGGGGGUCUGAAGCAGAACCUGUCCAGGAGCUGGCAUGACGUGCAGGUCUCCAACGCCUACGUGAAAACUUCUGAGAAACUUGGAGAGUGGAAUGAGAAAGUGACCCAGUCGGACCUCUACAAGAAGACUCAGGAAACUCUCUCACAGGCAGGACAGAAGACUUCAGCUGCCCUGUCCACGGUGGGCUCUGCCAUCAGCAGGAAGCUCGGAGACAUGAGGAACUCCGCAACUUUCAAGUCAUUUGAAGACCGAGUCGGGACCAUAAAGUCUAAGGUUGUGGGUGACAGAGAGAACAGCAGUGACAACCUCCCUUCCCCAACGGGGAAUGGCGACCAGCCCCUGUCGGAUCACGCGCCUUUCUAAGCCUGCAGCAGCUUCGCCCAGCCACAGAACACAUGUGAGCACACCCUCCUCCUCACGGCCAGAAUCUGCGCUGCGCAGCGGAGCGCCCGUCCGCGUGAGUGGACAGAGCCGGCUGGAGGACCGUCGUGCCGUCCACACGGAGAUGUGGCUGCUGCGCUCGCAUGGCUCAGAGAACACGGUCUUGUACACAGAUGUUUCACACUAAAGUUUGCAGACGAAACAGCACUGUGCCAUCCUUCCUAGGGUGCAGGAAGUGGACAGGGUGGAGGAUUUGGAGGGGUGUCAGCCAAGCCCGGGCUCCCUUGGGCCUCUUGUUAGCUCAUCAGAAUGUCCAAGGGUUGUAGAGUCAUUUCUGUGAGAUAAGUGGCAUUUUCUGACCUCCUCCUCCUUCCCUGACUCACGGAAGGAACACAGUCACCCAGAAGCCCUGCCUGAUCGAAAUUUUUUAUCUCAAAAUGCCGAAUGGGGAGACUGAUUACCACAGCAGCUGCCUGAUUGUUACACUAAUGAUCUAGCUUUAACAAAAGCAAAUUCAUUAUUUUUUAAAUGCAGUGGACGUUUCAAAAUUAAAAUUAGGCAAACAACUUUAGCCUCAUAGUUAGAGAAUUUUAUUUCUUUGGACUGAAGCUGAAAUACAAGCCUUACAUUGCCUUAUGCUUUGUUUAUGGUUUUUUUAUAUAUAAAAAUGGGGGUUCUUUAAUGGGUUGUGAGCACUGUGUAGAAUUUUAUGUCCAGCGCACGUGGCAGCCUGCCUGCCCGGUUGGUGUAUUGCAUUUCACUAGCACGCUGCAUCCCAGCCCAUAAAACCUGCUCUCUCCAGGACUGCGGCCGUUCCCACUGGCUCCCCACUCUGCCCUAAAGGGCACCCAGGCCCCUGGGGAUGGGAGGGGAGAGAGUGGGCAAAGCCUCUGUCCUCAGGAGAGAGAUGCCCCCAGCACAGUGCCACCUUGGCCCACUGAUCCCUGACUCCAGCCUGCCUGUUUACUGCACGUAGGAUCAAUGAAAAGCAGAACUGACCCCACAGGUCAGGUCAGGUCAGGGUGGAUGUUGGGAUCAGCCAGGACUCCGCUGUCACUUUUUCUCAAGAGCUACAAAGAUCUCUUUCCAGUUUUUAAAUUGUCACGCCCCACAGCCUCCCAUCAGGGCCCUGUGUGUCAGGAGGUGUGGCCUGGAGGGGCAGUUCUGUGCCUUAGUGGCUGUUAGCAGGGCCCUGAGGCCUGGCCCGCUCUGCACUCCCCAGAGGGGAAGGGAUGCCGGGCUCAAGGUGUCCUCUGGUAACCAAGUAUCCUAGGCCAUCUCAGACACUCCACAUGACCCGGUGCAGGGCCCAGGGAAGAGAGCUGCUUGGUGUGGUGGGGCGCAGUGAGAAGGCAGCCUGCAGGGGCGGGAAGUGAUGUAUCUUCUUAAAGUGAAUAAUGGGCAACCUGUCAAUAAACCAUUCCUUUGGGGGAAAACCCA